GAUUAUUUUCAUUUGAUUAAUAAAUAUUUUUCGUGAAAAUGGGUGAAAGUGUGAAACAAACGUGGUUAGAUUUCAUAGAUGCAUUCAGGAAAGCGAGGUUGUUAUGGGACCCCCAGGACCAGCACCGAACGUGCAAGGUUUUACGAACCGAAGCUUAUGAAAAGUUACUUGAAAAGUAUAAAAAUAUUGAUGAAAAUGCGGAUCUUAUGGAUAUGAAGAAUAGACUUGCAAAUAUGAGGACCACUUUUAACAGAGAAAGAAAAAAGGUCAUUGACAGCAUACAAAACGGGGAUACCAGAGUUCACCAACCUACAUUAUGGUACUUUGACAUUUUUAAUAGCUUCCUUGAUCCAGUUGAUACAUCUAACAGUUUUGAAUACACCACGCCAGUUACAAGGCUGUUGAAAAGUGAGACAGAACAAUUUAAAACAGAGAUACACCAUGAAUCUACAAAGGGAAAGGAAGACUCAAAAACACAGCCGGCACAAAAGAAGCAGCGAAUAUACAGUCUUCUUCAAAAACAGGAAAGUUUUGUAAAUGCAGCCAGCCAAAUGCUGCAACGGAAAGAACAAGCUUGGGAAAUCAACGGCAAAGCUAUCGGGUUACAACUCUACCAGCUCAACACGACACAGCGCACCAUAGCGCAGAAGCUGAUCUCCGACACCUUGUUCUUUGGGAGUUUGGGAAAGUUAACAGAAGAAUCAUUUAUUAGUUUGAAUAAUAAACUAGCCUCACCAGUGACGCAUGAGGAGAUUCAUUAUUUGGAACAGGAAUCAGAUGUGAAUGAUCAUAAUAGUAUCAAUGAUGAUGAGUAAAUGUGCUUUUUUUUAAC
Molecule: messenger RNA, 832 nt
Organism: Cydia splendana
Lineage: Eukaryota; Metazoa; Arthropoda; Insecta; Lepidoptera; Tortricidae
Exons: 3
Coding region: 39-815 (258 amino acids)
Source: RefSeq, a predicted model, not a curated record